Acanthopagrus latus (yellowfin seabream) is the source of this 1940-nucleotide messenger RNA. RefSeq names its product SPRY domain containing 7b (gene spryd7b). Lineage: Eukaryota; Metazoa; Chordata; Actinopteri; Spariformes; Sparidae. Gene Ontology annotation, molecular function: protein binding. The record is from RefSeq and is a predicted model, not a curated record. Bases 173 to 763 code for a protein of 196 amino acids. The transcript has 5 exons.
UCUUUGCCGCUGUGAUUGGAUACAGUUGGGUAGCAGGGGCUUAUGCAGCCCCGGGCUCCGCCGCGGGGUGUCGCUGUUGUGUCGGGGGGCAGCCUGACGUUUCGACGUCCAGCACUCUUUGGUCUGAUGCUGGGAGUUUGUUUCCGGAUGUUCAGCUAGUGUCGGAGCAAGAAUGGCUGCGAUGUUUACGUGUUGUCUAGGCUGCUGCGGAGAUGGCGGAACGGGGCAUAUUCCACUCAAAGAAAUGCCGACCGUUCAGUUAGACACCCACCACAUGGGCACAGAUGUUGUCAUUGUAAAGAGCGGCCGGAGGAUAUGUGGCACUGGAGGCUGUCUGGCCAACGCUCCUCUGCACCAGAACAAAAGUUAUUUUGAGUUUAAGAUUCAGUCCACUGGUGUGUGGGGAAUUGGUGUGGCUACGCAGAAAGUGAAUCUUAAUCAAGUGCCUUUGGGCAGAGACACAAACAGCCUUGUCCUGAGGCAUGAUGGGUCUGUGUACCACAAUAAUGAAGAGAAGAAUCGGCUACCCGCAAACAGCCUUCCUCAGGAGGGGGACAUUGUGGGCAUCACAUAUGACCACGUGGAGCUGAAUUUAUAUCUGAAUGGAAAGAACAUGCAUUGUCCUGCCUCAGGGAUCCGAGGCACUGUAUACCCUGUUGUUUAUGUGGAUGACAGUGCCAUCUUAGACUGCCAGUUUAGUGACUUCUACCACACAGCUCCACAAGGAUUUGAGAAGAUCCUGUUCGAACAACAAAUCUUCUGAAGAAACACUUCAGCUUCAGAUGUCAUCCCCCUGUAUAUCUCAUAGCAACCUCCGUGACACUACAGUUAGACCUCGAAUCAGAUUUUAUCAUUAUAUGUGGCUUGAAUGCCUCUUGAUUUGUUUCCCGUGAUUACUCUGUGUCUGCUGCUGUGAUGGCUUUACUGAUGUCCGAGUAUCCUUGGAGAAGUGGGUAUUUCUUAUCAAUGGUCGGCUCUGAUGGGCUGUGAAGAGUCUGUGCUGAUGGAAAACUGUCAAACCAUUACCUUGUGUCAGUGGUAAUCACCCUGUAUUAACUGAAACACUUUGAAUUGCUUCCUACACAUUCUCAGUCCGUGUGUAGAUGCUGGACAGUGGAGGUAAUAGGAAAAUGUUCCCAUUGUUCAAAAGAUCACAAGCCAUGUUUUGUUGUCAUUCUUUAUCCGUACAUGUAAUCUGCUAAAUGCCACACUGACAUCCCAGCAUACGCCCUUUAUUUAUUUGUAUUUAUUUGAGUCACAGAUCAAAGUGACACUUGUCUUUUGGUUUGACAAAGCAUGAAUGUUUUGAUUUUUUCUUUCUUUUGGACAGAGAGUUUGUGGACUAAUGGAGGAUCAACUGUCAACACUGACUUGUCAGUCAUAAACAUCCAAUGCACUAUUAAAUUGCCUUCUUCUAUUAGAAAUACAAUUCAAAGCUGACAUAUUUCAACGCGUUUGAAUUCAUGGUUUCAAAUCCUGACUCCAGUAAUGCAGUACACAUUCCAGGAAGCAGCCAGUGUGUGAGGUUGACUUUUCAGUGAGACAUGCAGAGAGGUGCUGAAAAGAAAACAUAUUCCCAAAGUGAAAUAUAUCUUUAAAUGACUGCCUCCAAUAUUUAUCAGGAUUGAUUCCUAAAUCAUUGUAAUGAACAGCCCUUUAGUUUCCCCCCAACAGGUUUAUCCCACCUCAACCUUUAUGGUGUAUUUUUUUUCGAAACAUGAGAAUAUUACCUGAGCUGGUGCUGCUCAUCUCUGAUUAGAGAUUUAGGGUUAAAAAUGUCAAUCUGUUGUGUUGUACUGGCAUUGCAUAUCCGCUGCUGAAGUGUGACAGUCAGAUAUUUCAAAGUGCUUGUCUUUGUUUGCACUAAUGAUGUUAUUGUACAAGCAAAAAUCAAAAAUAUUGUUGAUUCAUUAAAACUUUUGUGUCUGGAGGCAAACUUC